Messenger RNA from Phyllotreta striolata, 876 nucleotides. The record is from the annotation of a GenBank genome assembly. NCBI's taxonomy places the organism in Eukaryota, Metazoa, Arthropoda, Insecta, Coleoptera, Chrysomelidae.
AUGCCUGUUUACCACCAACCAUCUUACCCGCCGCCCUACUGGGUCAUGCCCCCGGUCAAACCCGUAAUAGCUCCCAAACAGGAACAUUGCGCGAUAUGUGAAUUGAAAGAGUUAGUAGAAAAAAUUGGGCAAAAUGUAUGUAUACCGAACUGCGCCCAAUGCAAACAAUCAUCCAGAAGCUCGAGACCAGCGUCAGCCGCAUCGGUAAUGGUUCAGCCGCCAAGUUCACCGUGCGGCGAUUCACCGAUGGUAACGCAACAGCAACUCCAGCAGAUGCAGCAAAUGCAGCAGAUUCCUCCCUGCCCGGCGGGCGUCCAAAACCAAUUGGAUUGCAUCAAACCCGUUCCGACUUACCAAUGGCCCGCGUACACCAAAGGCGUUACCUGCCCGCCGCAAAACCCUAUGGCUGAUUACUUUUACCACAUUCGCCAGCACCCUUACCUGCCGGUGAAAAUCGACACUUUGAACAAGGACCCGACGAAGAGGGACCCGAAAUUGCAGCUGCAAAGGGCCAAGUCGGCCAGCCAAGUUUUGGUCAAACGCGGCGCAGAAAUCAGGUCCGGCGUGAUGGUGGGAUGCGAGUGCGUCAAGAAAAAUGGCUUGCAGGACACUUGUCCAAGGUUAAUAUGCAAGGAUAUGCCAAAAGUGGCUCCUUGGGAGCCGUGCAACGUACCGUGCAAGAAGAACCCGUGCAAGAUUCCCCGGAACAGCAUAGUGGAAGAGGACGAGACUGAAGCUCCGGCAAAGCCGGAAAAAGUCGAGCCGUGCUGCAAGGAAGAGCAGAGUAAACCCGAAAAGCCCCUUAAAUGCGAACCCAUAAAAGACGAGCCACCGAAAGAGGAAGUCGUGCCUUGUUGCGCUUGCAAAACGCAUUAA